AGAAAAAUAAAAGACUUUUUAUGCCCAAAUUUACUUUUAUUAGGGAACACAUUCCUUUCAACAUUAAUUAGGAAUACGAAAUAUCUGGGAAAAACUUUCUUCAGAACAUUGGAGCAAUUUAUUAAAAAAGAAAGAGAAUCUGAAGGAACCAACUGGCAGCGCUCGCGCCGAUCAUCAGACCAAAAAACGUACCCAAAGAACUGCUACUUUUCUCCAAUUCAGUGCCUUUUAACAAGACAAUAA
This is a messenger RNA of Dracunculus medinensis (Guinea worm), 243 nucleotides long. The record is from the annotation of a GenBank genome assembly. NCBI's taxonomy places the organism in Eukaryota, Metazoa, Nematoda, Chromadorea, Rhabditida, Dracunculidae.